Molecule: messenger RNA, 987 nt
Organism: Miscanthus lutarioriparius
Lineage: Eukaryota; Viridiplantae; Streptophyta; Magnoliopsida; Poales; Poaceae
Source: the annotation of a GenBank genome assembly
AUGGCCAAGAACACAUGCAAGCUAUGCUCCCGCCGCUUCGCCAGCCCCCGCGCCCUCGCCGGCCACAUGCGCGCCCACUCCAUCGCCGCCGGUAAGUCGCAGAUCUCCUCGGCGUCGUCGGCUUCGACCUCCAUCGCGGCCGGCGGCGGCAUCGACGACGACGCCGCCGACGCAAAGAAGCGCAGCCCCAUCCAGGGGCCGCACGCGCUGCGGGAGAAGAACCCCAAGCGCCGCGUCCGCCUCGACGACGACUCCGACUUCUCGGAUCGCGAGAGCGAGACGACGAACUACUACUCCCCGUCGCCGGACGCCAAGCGCUCGUACGCCGGAUCGGGAGACGCGGAGCCGGUGAGCUCGGUCUCCGACGCCGCCACGCCGGAGGAGGACGUCGCGCUGUCUCUAAUGAUGCUCUCCCGCGACUCCUGGCCCGCGCCGCCGCCGCCGUACCCGUACCCGUACCGCCUCGACUCCGACGACGACGAGAGCGACGCCCGCCCCGUGGUGGUCGCCGCCGCCGCCGCGGCAGCGCAGAAGCGGACGCGGUACGAGUGCCCCGCGUGCAAGAAGGUGUUCCGAUCGUACCAGGCCCUCGGGGGCCACCGGGCCAGCAACGUGCGCGGCGGCAGGGGCGGCUGCUGCGCGCCCCCGCUCAGCACUCAGCCGCCUCCCGCCCCGGCCCCGCUGCAGCCAUUGCCAGAAUGCGAGGGCAGAGAGGAGGACUCCAAGGCGCAGCAGCCGCACGAGUGCCCCUACUGCUUCCGCGUGUUCCCGUCCGGGCAAGCUCUCGGCGGCCACAAGCUGUCUCACCUCUGCUCGACGGCGGCGGCGGCAGCAGCAGCAGCAGCCGCCUUCACAUCAGGCGCUGAUCCUUCGAUCGCAAUGAAGACCCUGGGUUUCAUUGAUCUGAACCUCCCCGCGCCCUUCGACGACGUGGAGGUCUCCGCCGUGUCAGAUCCCUUCCUCUCGUCCAAGCCAGCAGGUUCUUGA